UCUCAAAGACGUUUCCGUGUAUCUUGUAAACAAGUGCAGAGCCACGUGACAGACUGAAAGCAGGUUACCUUCACACAGUCGAGCAUUUUCUAUUAAAACAAACUCAACACUAAUCUUUUUGUCGCUGCAUCGAUUUCUGAUGCAUGUUAACAUUAGAAACAGACUAAGAUUAAAAUAAAUAUCGCAACCAUCUUUUUUCUCAUAUCAUGACUCCUGGGGGGAAAGUCUUGCAGUAUGAGACGUUUAUCAAUGAAGUAUUGCAACGAGACUUACAGAAAGUAUUGGAGCAAAGAGAUGCCAUUUAUGAGAAAAUAGCACAAUACCUUCAGCUGAAGAACACAAUUAAAAGUAUUCAGGAAACUGACAGCAAGGAACUCAAAACUGACAUUGACCUUGGCUGCAAUUUCUAUGUGCAGGCUCACGUACCUGAUGCAUCGAAAAUAUAUGUGGCAGUUGGAUAUGGAUUCUUUGUCGAAUUCACACAUGCAGAGGCUUUAAAGUUCAUAGAAAAGAAGACUAAUCAGCUAACAGAGCAUACUGAGGUCCUUACCAAAGAUGCAGCAAAGAUAAAGGCCAACAUCCGCAUGGUUUUGGAGGGUUUGAGGGAAUUGCAAGGUCUGAAAGAUCUUCCAGAGGACAGAAGGAGAGAGGUGUUUUAGUACAGUACACCAAUCACAGCACAUUGUAUUAAAUUUGCACAUAUGACUGUAAUGUUUGUUUCAAAAAGUGUGAACUUUAUGGCAGCCAGGUUCAGAGGAACAUUGCCUUUUAACAGGUUAUACUGUUGUUUUGAAAAGUUUGCUGAAUAAAUACAUUUUCGGUACAA
Carassius carassius (crucian carp) is the source of this 826-nucleotide messenger RNA. RefSeq names its product protein UXT-like. The coding region runs from base 207 to 659 and encodes 150 amino acids. Lineage: Eukaryota; Metazoa; Chordata; Actinopteri; Cypriniformes; Cyprinidae. The transcript is spliced from 6 exons. The record is from RefSeq and is a predicted model, not a curated record. Gene Ontology annotation, molecular function: transcription corepressor activity. Gene Ontology annotation, biological process: negative regulation of transcription by RNA polymerase II.